GCCGAGGCGCCAACAGACGUGCGGACGGACGGACGGACGGACGGCCGCCUGGGGGACGCGCGGCGCAGCAGGUACAGGCCAGGAACUGAACCCCAGACUUCGGCCACACUGAGGUCCGCCCUCCCCGUCGCUGGCUGCCAACAAGGACACCAUGAGCCAGCUGGGGUCCGUGAGCUGCUGCCCGGGUGCCACCAAUGGCAGCCUGGGCCGGUCUGGCAGUGUGGCCAAGAUGAGCGCCAAGGACCUGUUUGAGCAGAGGAAGAAGUACUCCAACUCCAACAUCAUCAUGCACGAGACCUCCCAGUACCAUGUCCAGCACUUGGCCACAUUCAUCAUGGACAAGAGCGAAGCCAUUGGGUCUGUGGAUGACGCCAUCCGGAAGCUGGUGCAGCUGAGCUCCAAGGAGAAGAUCUGGACCCAGGAGAUGUUGCUGCAGGUGAACGACCAGUCCGUGCGGCUGCUGGAUAUUGAGUCUCAGGAGGAGCUGGAGAACUUCCCCCUGCCGACGGUGCAGCACAGCCAGACAGUGCUCGACCAGCUGCGCUACCCGUCGGUGCUGCUGCUCGUGUGCCAGGACGCAGAGCAGAGCAGGCCGGACAUCCACUUCUUCCACUGCGAUGAGGUGGAGGCAGAGCUGGUGCACGAGGACAUCGAGAGCGCGCUGGCCGACUGCCGGCUGGGCAAGAAGAUGCGGCCGCAGACCCUGAAGGGGCACCAGGAGAAGAUCCGGCAGCGGCUGUCGAUCCUGCCCCCUCCCCAGGGCCCAGCCCCCAUCCCCUUCCAGAGCCACGGUGAGGACUCCCCUCAGGCCAGGAACCGCGUGGGCCCGCUGCUCGGAGAGCCAGGCUACCGCUGUCGGGAGUCACAGGACGAGGAGCCGCGGGCCGUGCUGGCUCAGAAGAUAGAGAAGGAGACGCAAAUUCUCAACUGCGCCCUGGAUGACAUUGAGUGGUUCGUGGCCAGGCUACAGAAGGCGGCCGAGGCCUUCAAGCAGCUGAACCAGCGGAAGAAGGGCAAGAAGAGGGGGAAGAAGGGGCCGGCAGAGGGAGUCCUCACGCUGCGGGCACGGCCCCCGUCCGAGGGCGAGUUCGUUGACUGCUUCCAGAAAACCAAGCUGGCCAUCAACCUGCUGGCGAAGCUGCAGAAGCACAUCCAGAACCCCAGCGCGGCUGAGCUCCUGCACUUCCUCUUUGGGCCUCUGGACCUGAUCAUCAACACCUGUGGUGGCCCAAACAUCGCGCGCUCCGUCUCCAGCCCCCUGCUCUCCUGUGAUGCUGUGAGCUUCCUGCGUGGCCACCUGGUCCCCAAGGAGAUGUCACUGUGGGAGUUGCUGGGGGAGACCUGGACGCGGCCCCGCUCUGAGUGGCCACGGGAGCCACAAGUACCCUUCUACGUGCCCAAGUUCCACAGCGGCUGGGAGCCACCCCUGGACGUGCUGCAGGAGGCUCCCUGGGAGGUGGAGGGGCUGGCAUCCUCCCUCAGUGACCAGCCAACUCCAGUGGGCCGACCAACUGUUCGGCACUCCCCAAAGCACAGCCUCACUUCUGAGCUCACAGCCCCGGGGGACGCCGGAGCGCCUGUCAGCUCCCCACAUACUCACAGGGGCUACCAGCCAACGCCAGCCAUGGCUAAGUACGUCAAGAUUCUCUACGACUUCACAGCCCGCAAUGCCAACGAGCUGUCAGUGCUCAAGGAUGAGGUCCUAGAAGUGCUGGAGGACGGCCGGCAGUGGUGGAAACUGCGUAACCGCAGCGGCCAGGCCGGCUACGUGCCCUGCAACAUCCUGGACGAGGCUCGGCCCGAGGACGCCGGCGCGCCCCCGGAGCAGGCCGGUCAGAAAUACUGGGGUCCCGCCAGCCCGACCCACAAGCUGCCCGCGAGCUUCGCGGGAAAUAAAGACGAGCUGAUGCAGCACAUGGACGAGGUCAACGACGAGCUCCUGCGCAAGAUCAGCCACAUCAAGGCGCAGCCGCAGCGGCAGUUCCGCGUGGGGCGCAGCCAGCACGUGCACCGGCCGCUCACCUACGAGUCGGGCCCCGGCGAGGUCCGCGCCUGGCUGGAAGCCAAGGCCUUCAGCUCACGGGUCGUGGAGAGCCUGGGCAUCCUGACCGGGCCGCAGCUCUUCUCGCUGAACAAGGACGAGCUGCGGAAGGUGUGCGGGGAGGAGGGCGCGCGCGUGUACAGCCAGCUCACCGUGCAGAAGGCCGUCCUGGAGAAGCAGCAGAGCGGGUCGGAGCUGGAGGAGCUCAUGAGCAAGUUUCACUCCAAGAACCAGAGAAGGGAAGAAAACAGCUAGACCCGGCCGCGCGAGGGUGCCCGGCCCAGGUGGGGACCGCACCUGCUCGGGCCCAGCCGCAGUGCACGGAGCGUUACUUUUACAUGCGUAUGUAUUUUGUACCAAGGGCGUGGAGGGGUGUGGUGCUGGGGGGACGGCUCACCUGCCGGGGCCACGCGGCCUGCCCUCAGGCCCAGCGACACUGCAGGGGGCCUCUCUGCCACCCCAGCCCACACCCACCUGCCCACACCAAGGUCGACCUCAGCCAAUCCUGCGGCCUGGCGAUGCCAGCCCCUCAUCCGCCUGCUCCCCGCACCCCCGAGGCCACAGAAUUCCCCUGGAGGUGGGUGGGGCCUCUUCUGGCCUCCCAGACCCCAUGACGCUGACCCCCAUCUCCACCUGCUUCGACAUCCACCUGCACCCGACUGCUCCCCCACACCCCAGGAUGGGCUGGGGCUCCGUGCUGGCCAGGCUGGUGACCUGCACCAACCCAGAGUGCUGCUUCUGAGGGCCGCCUGGGGAGGAGCCCCAGGCACGUGCUGUGUAUCCCUUCACCCUUUCAAGGACCGAGGAUGGACUGGACACUAGUACUGAUUUCAGAUACUCCCCACCCCACCCUACGGAACCCAGGACAGGAACUUUCUCUACCCAAGUCUCAAGCUAGCCAAGCUGUGGGUCCCACAGCCUUGGACUGAGAGUCACACCCCAAAGAUGAGAGGCGGUGGAGGAGCCAAGGCUGUCAUUAAAUC
Messenger RNA from Cynocephalus volans (Philippine flying lemur), 3024 nucleotides. RefSeq names its product EPS8 signaling adaptor L2 (gene EPS8L2). The transcript is spliced from 21 exons. Gene Ontology annotation, molecular function: actin binding. The coding region runs from base 152 to 2296 and encodes 714 amino acids. Lineage: Eukaryota; Metazoa; Chordata; Mammalia; Dermoptera; Cynocephalidae. Gene Ontology annotation, biological process: positive regulation of ruffle assembly; Rho protein signal transduction; regulation of Rho protein signal transduction. The record is from RefSeq and is a predicted model, not a curated record. Gene Ontology annotation, cellular component: ruffle membrane; vesicle; plasma membrane.